GUACUGCGCGACUUCCUGGCUGGAUGUCCAACCCCCGUCGCUGCAGAGGGGGUGCUCACGGCUUCGUACUGGACUCCGCUGGACGCGCCGCCGCAGAAUAUGGUCGAUGCACUGAUCGCAGAUCUCUUCUGCCAUCCCAGCAUCUCAGCCGUGGUUGGCCCAGCUAUUGGCGCCGAAUGGUGGUGGCAGGAUGUCGACGAAACUGACCCUCCGAAGGUGUACCACAAGGACUGCAACAUUUUCCUGGAGCAUGACGAAGCAACGAAACUCUUUCCAGAUUGGAGUUCGGUGCUUUACCUGACGGACAUCGGUGGUGCAACAGCGAUGUUCGAAAAUGACGAGGUGCAUGGAAG
Molecule: messenger RNA, 353 nt
Organism: Symbiodinium necroappetens
Lineage: Eukaryota; Dinophyceae; Suessiales; Symbiodiniaceae
Source: the annotation of a GenBank genome assembly